Molecule: messenger RNA, 358 nt
Organism: Protobothrops mucrosquamatus (brown spotted pit viper)
Lineage: Eukaryota; Metazoa; Chordata; Lepidosauria; Squamata; Viperidae
Gene: RPL38
Product: ribosomal protein L38
Exons: 5
Coding region: 96-308 (70 amino acids)
Biological process (GO): protein-RNA complex assembly; translation
Cellular component (GO): cytosolic large ribosomal subunit; ribosome
Molecular function (GO): structural constituent of ribosome
Source: RefSeq, a predicted model, not a curated record
AACAACCCGGAUGCGGAAGUACUUGUUCUUUUCUUUCUCGGGUGGCGUUGCUGUAGUUUCGAGCUUCUCGGCAGCUGCGGCCAGAAGCCCUCGCCAUGCCUCGAAAAAUUGAGGAGAUCAAAGAUUUUCUGUUGACUGCCAGGAGAAAAGAUGCAAAAUCUGUUAAGAUUAAGAAGAAUAAAGACAAUGUAAAGUUCAAGGUGCGUUGCAGCCGAUAUCUGUAUACUCUUGUCAUCACAGAUAAGGAAAAGGCUGAAAAACUGAAGCAGUCUCUGCCACCAGGUUUGGCGGUAAAAGAACUGAAGUGAAUCUGUCCUUAGAAUUUGGCCGGUGGAUUGUAAUAAAGAAAUGAACUUUC